This is a messenger RNA of Gongylonema pulchrum, 171 nucleotides long. The record is from the annotation of a GenBank genome assembly. NCBI's taxonomy places the organism in Eukaryota, Metazoa, Nematoda, Chromadorea, Rhabditida, Gongylonematidae.
GAAGAGGUGGAUAGGAUUUUGUACGAGAUAACGGCUGGUGAAUUGGGUAAGGCGCCAUCAGCUGUCAGAGAUACGUUGGCAAUUGAGCCAGAAAGUGUGCUGGCUGGUGCAGAAGCGCAAGCUGUUGAUUACGACGAGAUGCGGGCGAGGCUUCAGUCGCUCAAGAACUAA